AUGACGGAACACGCCAAGCAGUGCGUCAGCGUGUCUCUGAACACAGCAGACGAUGAAGAUGACGAUGAAGAUGAUGAAGAGGGAAGGAAAGACAAACGUCCUGUCGCCUCCACUCCUGUCCCAGGGUCGCCAUGGUGUGUGGUGUGGACGGGAGACGACCGCGUCUUCUUCUUCAAUCCCACAAUCCACCUGUCUGUGUGGGAGAGACCUGGAGAGCUGAUUGGCCGGGACAUCAGCCGCAUCAUCCAGGACCCGCCCCACAAGAGGAAGAAGAUGUCAGUUGAUGACACGGACUCCAAAAGUCAUUCAUCUGAUCUGAAUGAAGAUGGAGACGAUGACAACAGACACACCUCCAAAAGAAACAGAACUGAGGACUCCAUGUCUCUGGUUCCUCGUCCUGGAGAAGUGAAACUCCUUCCACUGGAGCUUCGCAUCACACAUUUCAGAGACAUGAUGCUGGAGAGAGGGGUGUCUGCGUUCUCCACCUGGGAGAAGGAGCUCCAUAAGAUGGUGUUCGACCCUCGGUACCUGCUGCUGACCUCCGAUCAGAGGAAACAGGUGUUUGAUCAGUUUGUAAAGAGCAGACUGAAGGACGAGUAUAAAGAGAAGAAGAGUAAACUCCAUAAAGCCAGAGAAGAGUUCAAACAGCUGCUGGAUGAGGCCAAAAUCACCAGCAGGUCCACCUUUAAGGAGUUCUGCUCCCGUUACCGUAGCGACCAAAGGUUCAGCGCCCUCAACAGGAAGAAGGAGCAGGAGGUUCUGUUUAACCAGUACAUGUCGUCAUUAAAGAAAAGGGAGAAGGAGAACCGAGCCAAGCUGAGGAAAAUGAGAUGAGGAACAACCUUCAUUUAAAAAAAAAAACAAACCUCCUAGAACUCCUAACAGUGGGUCCGAUCCAGGUCUGACUGCCGGAUCCUGGUCUCAGAGAAACUGGACCGGGACCACAUAGGAUCUGAUGAACUGGUCUAAGAAGACAGGUUGGCUUAGACUCAGAGACGCUGAGCUGAAGUGGACGAAACGUCAAAAGAACCAGAGCACAAACAAACCGUGAGAACGUCUGACCGUCUGUUUAUCUGUCGGCUGUGUUUCCAUAAACUUUCCAAACGUUGCAAAAAAGAAAAAAAAACGACUGUAAGUUUGUCUCGUUUCCAUGAACAGGUUCGUAGUGAAUCAACUCGUGUGUGGUGUGAUCUGCAGGUGGCGCUAUCGUCUUUGUCCGAAGUCCAGGUCGUCAUGUUCAUAUUCGUUAGUUGUCCGGUCAUUUGUAGUAUUUCCUGCUGCUCUGUGUCAAUCAAAACAAUAGCAAAAAAUGUCAACGCCCACUUUCUGUUAUUACCUUUCACAAUAAAAGCCCAGAACAUACAGUGCAGACUACGAACAUACAAGGAUCCCUUUCCCGAUAAAUGACAAAAUAACUCAAUGUGGUUUUAAAAAGGAAAGAAAGACCUGGAGAAGUGAUAGGAUCAACUGAACCAAGUUUAAAGGACUCAACUCCAAAAUAAAACAAUGCUUUAGUUUGUUCCAAUGUAAUUCCACCAACGGCCACUAGAUGCUGCUCGGAAAAUCCCAUAGACGACCACUGAACAUUUCACUUAAAACACUAAGCUAACAGUGUUUUUUACAGGACUCACCUUCAUGUCAUCCUCCAUAUUUGGACCUUGUAAUAAACAUUGUGCUCCAUCUUAAAUUAUUCGUCCAUUAAUGCGAUUUAACACCAAACAGAAGCCACGUGGGCUUUGAUUGACAGAUGUGAUUGACAGGUCACUUGACUUUCAGACCUUCUGUUUCUGGAGAUGAUUCAGUUUCACAAAUGCUUUGAUGAAGAUGACAUUUUACUCUGUCAGUUAGCAUUAGCAUUAGCUCCUGUCUGAUCAUGCAUUUACGCAGCUCCACCCCUUUUGCCAAAUACGGUCACUUCUGGCUACAAAAACACGGCAGCGACCAAACUACCACCAUCAGCUGUAGCUGAUACUAGCAAACAAAUGAUGCAUCUGUACUUGUGGUUUUACGAAGGGAAUUCUUGAGCACAUUUAUUUAUAUAAAAAUAGCAGACUUUGUAACU
Messenger RNA from Sphaeramia orbicularis (orbiculate cardinalfish), 2062 nucleotides. It is a transcript of the gene tcerg1l, whose product is annotated as transcription elongation regulator 1 like. Bases 1 to 834 code for a protein of 277 amino acids. Gene Ontology annotation, cellular component: nucleus. Gene Ontology annotation, molecular function: RNA polymerase binding; transcription coregulator activity. The transcript has 9 exons. The record is from RefSeq and is a predicted model, not a curated record. NCBI's taxonomy places the organism in Eukaryota, Metazoa, Chordata, Actinopteri, Kurtiformes, Apogonidae.